CUUAUCCCCUCCCUCUCUAGGAGAAGUCGAAACACUAUAGAGCUCCGCUCCCAGUAAUGGCGGCGACAUGGACUUCUUUUGUAACCUCCUUUUGUAUUUCUUCACCUUCUAAUAAACCCUCAUACUCAUCGUUGAGCGGUCUGUCUUUCCGGAGGCAAACAGUGCUCCCAACGAACAGAUUUCCCAGGAUAUAUGCGUUGUCUAGCAACGACAUCAAAGUCGGGACAAACAUAGAAGUCGAUAGUGCUCCGUGGCGUGUUCUGGAGUUUCUUCAUGUGAAGCCAGGCAAAGGUGCUGCUUUUGUCAGAACCAAAAUCAGGAAUUACGUCAAUGGUAGCACCGUCGAGAGAACCUUUCGUGCCGGAAUUACUAUGGAAGAGGCAAAUGUCUUCAAGGAGACCAAGCAAUUCACUUAUAAAGACGGCUCUCAGUUUGUUUUCAUGGACUUGAGCAGUUAUGAGGAAACACGUUUAAACGAGGCUGAUAUGGGCGACAAGACCAAAUGGCUUAAAGAGGGAAUGGACUGCAAUUUACUCUACUGGAAGGACAAGGUCAUCGAUUUUGAACUUCCCAUUACAGUUCAGCUUAAAAUUGUUGACGUUGAUCCUGGUCUCCGAGGUGACACUGCACAAGGUGGAACAAAACCUGCCACCCUCGAGACUGGUGCAGUUGUCAAUGUACCCCUCUUUGUCAAUGUUGGUGAAGAUAUUAUGGUGGACACGAGAACCGGUACCUACAUGAGCCGGGUCUGACACAUCUUCCUUAUUGCUAACGACUAAGGAACGCGAGAUUUAAUGACCGGUUUUGGUUAAGAGUCUAAUUAGUUGAGUGAAUUUCUACUAUGGAAUAUAUUGAUUUCUUUGUUGGUCAGUUAUUACUAUACCUGAGUAGUAAAUCCCCACUUUACUUUUA
Messenger RNA from Raphanus sativus (radish), 912 nucleotides. RefSeq lists its product as uncharacterized. Gene Ontology annotation, molecular function: translation elongation factor activity. NCBI's taxonomy places the organism in Eukaryota, Viridiplantae, Streptophyta, Magnoliopsida, Brassicales, Brassicaceae. The record is from RefSeq and is a predicted model, not a curated record. Bases 57 to 752 code for a protein of 231 amino acids. Gene Ontology annotation, biological process: translational elongation; peptide biosynthetic process. The transcript has 6 exons. Gene Ontology annotation, cellular component: cytoplasm.